Molecule: messenger RNA, 2799 nt
Organism: Balaenoptera acutorostrata (minke whale)
Lineage: Eukaryota; Metazoa; Chordata; Mammalia; Artiodactyla; Balaenopteridae
Gene: FDXACB1
Product: ferredoxin-fold anticodon binding domain containing 1
Exons: 5
Coding region: 56-1930 (624 amino acids)
Biological process (GO): rRNA base methylation
Cellular component (GO): cytoplasm
Molecular function (GO): rRNA (uridine-N3-)-methyltransferase activity
Source: RefSeq, a predicted model, not a curated record
AGUGACGUAAAAAAGGAGCGCCUCCGAGAACGCGAGCUGGGAGCACGUCGAGGCCAUGGCCCCUCGGCGCCUCCUGUUGGUUGGGGAGGGGAAUUUCUCCUUCGCUGCCGCUCUGAGCGAGAACCUGGAUCCGAGCACCAGUAUAACUGCCACCUGCCCCCAUCGCCCGGCCGACUUGGCCCAGGAUCCGCUGGCCCGGGAGAAUCUGCAGCGCCUGCGCGAGCGAGGUGCCGAGGUACGCUUUGGUGUGGACUGCACCCAGCUGGUAGAUGCCUUUGAACUGCAAGACAGAGAGUUUGAUCGAAUUUAUUUUAACUUUCCUCACUGUGGACGCAAAGCUGGAGUAGCUAAGAACAGGGAACUGCUUGCCAAGUUUUUCCAGAGCUGUGCGGAUGUUCUUGCAGAGGAAGGAGAAGUCCAUGUGGCAUUGUGUAGAGGACAAGGUGGGACUCCUGCUGAUAAGCCCAUGAGAGAAUGGCACAACAGUUGGCAAGUGGUUGCUAUGGCAGCUCUGGGGGGAUUUAUUUUAAGUGAUGUGCAUCUCUUCAGCUGUGAGGCUGUGCCGGGGUACAAGUGCACUGGAUAUAGGAGUCAAGAUAAGUCCUUUCAUGUAGAAGGUGCUUUGAACCAUAUCUUUACCCGGAGCUUACCCUAUGAAGGUUUGCAACCAAGAAUUUCCAGGAUCAAACUGGGUGACCAGUGGUUUUCUUUUCUAGAACCAGAAGUACUUGUAGGAAAGCUGAACAGGGGUUUCCUAGAAGCACCUUCAUAUCAUCCUAUCAAAACCAUAAAUGAGAAACUCAUUGCUGAAUUGGGGAAAGCUUUCCCUCUAAAAAGGCUGAAGUGUUCUUCCCCUUUGCUGCCACAGGGAGACACCAGUGUUCUCACUUCCUGCCACUGUGACAUCCUAUCAUCUGCCUUUUGGAUUAGUCUCCGUGAAGAUAACUCAAAUUUUGAGUCCCUGACUGGUGGGACAACACAAGACAUGGAGGACUUUCUAGUGUCAUUUUCAGAACUCAGCCUUCCCAAGAACCCUAGAAGAGACAGUAAGGAAGAAGCUCAGGAAGGAAUGUAUGGCCAGGCCAAGGUCUGCCUUAGACCUUCUCUUCUAGUUCAUGUUCAGGCUCUAAUCCAAGCACCAGACUUCCUCCCAGGUUCUCUGUACAUCCUCAGUGGACCUGUCUUUCAGAAGUGCCGCAUCUCACCUUUCACAAUGCCAGCAUUUCAUGAGACUUUGUUUAUCCUUGGAUUUAAUAAAAAUCUGAAGGAUGGCUGUCUUCAGUCACUACUGGAUCAUCUGAAGGGCGUUCUAGAUAGCCUUCUGACCCAGACAUUGCUCAAGGGCUCUAAGCUGGGCAGUUCAGUGGAAUUUGUCUUUCAACCACGUGGGGAAGAUUAUAUGAUCAUUGUGAAGUCUCAAAAUUUUGGCCCAGAUUGUGUUAAGGAUUUGAUUAUUGGGUCUGUUACCACAUCUGCUACAAGCAUCAUACACAAAGACCAGUGUUUUGUGUGUGUGUCUAUGAACUUGGACCUAUUAGCCAUGCUUGUCUGGGGUAUCUCUGAUUGGAGGAUGUUGUGGACCUUUGAUAAACGUUUCCUGAAGAAUUUUGCCCCUGGGAAAAUAGAACCCUUUAAAAGCUAUUCCCUAUAUCCUCCAUACUAUGUGCAUGAUAUUAGUUUUUGGUUAGAUACAAAGAAAAGAUUUGAUGAAGUAGAGUUUCACACUGUGGCCCGAGCAGUGUCGCAGGACACUGUCAUAUCCAUACAAUUCCUUAGUCGUUUUCAGCAUCCAAAGACGGAACAGGUCAGCCUCUGCUAUAGAUUGACCUACCAGACCUGUGACAAGGCCCUCACCCAGCAGCAGGUAGCAUCAAUGCAGUCCCAGCUAAGGAAGGAGAUUCAACAACGACUACACGUGACACCUCGGUAGUUUAGUAAAUUCAUCUCUACAUAGUGAUCCUCAUGGGUGUGGAUGAAAAAGACCAAUUGGUAAUCGGUAGUUCUUUCUAGACUUUUUUUUUUUUUUAAUCUUUUACUUUGUGACUAUAGCUACUGAUGGUUGACUUUAAAGAUACCUGUGACUCGAUCACUUAAAAUUUACAGACUAUAAUGUGAGUGGUGACCUUUGGAGUUGUGCAAUAUUUUGUUCAUGAGUAAUGACUAGGAAAACAAACAAAACAGCAUCUUAUACACUAGAUGCUGUAAUGCUGAAGCAGUAGAAUUUGAGUGUCUCAUCAAAUAUAUUUAUAUUUUCCGAAUUGUCAAUUCCUCUUUCCUUAACUCUAUCAUAUCAUCUCUCUAAAUCAGUUGAGAGUAAUUUUUAGAGUCAGACAGACCAGCAUUUAUUACCUUGGGUAAGUUGCAAGUGCUCCGUAUUAUUGGUAUCAUCAUCAUGUUUAUUCUGUGGUUGACUGCUGUUAAAGUCAUGGAACUAAGUAAGUGUCACACUUAGAGUUCACACCUGGGUCUGUCUUGACUCUAAAGCCCCUGUUCUUUCUGCCACUUUCUGUUACUUUACUUCUCCUUCCAUAGUUUUUUCAACAGUAAUCUCUGAACUGUGAUUAACUCUACCCUUUUCCCCCCUAGAUUUUGGGACUUCCUGUAAGCAUCUCUAAGGGACAUUGGGAGAUUGGCUCAGCCCAGGACUCUGCAGAAUGGGGUGCUAUAAUGUGCAUUAAUGGAUGUUCCUGUUAAUUAAUAGUUAGGCUCCACUGAUUGGAGCUAUAUUGUAAACUCUGUGAAGGAAAUAAAACUGUCUCAUUAAUUUCUUUAAAAAAAUUUUUUUUUAAUUGAAGUAUA